Molecule: messenger RNA, 273 nt
Organism: Staurois parvus
Lineage: Eukaryota; Metazoa; Chordata; Amphibia; Anura; Ranidae
Source: the annotation of a GenBank genome assembly
UGUGAUUGGUCACAGCGGUCACAUGGUACAAGGCUAUUCACAACAGCCUUGUACCAUGUGACAAGCUGUGACCAAUCACAGCUCACACAGUAUUUCUCAAUGGCUGCAAGAAUGCAGUCAGAGAGAAGGAGAAAUGAUUGCUUUUACAGCCUUUAUGGGUGCAAAAGCAAUCAGUGUACAAAAAAAAAAAUCUUCACAAUAUUCACAACAGCCUUGUACCAUGUGACGAGCUGUGACCAAUCACAGCUCACACAGUAUUUCUCAAUGGCUGCA